Chenopodium quinoa (quinoa) is the source of this 1401-nucleotide messenger RNA. Its product is annotated as protein FAR-RED IMPAIRED RESPONSE 1-like. Gene Ontology annotation, biological process: regulation of DNA-templated transcription. The record is from RefSeq and is a predicted model, not a curated record. The transcript is spliced from 5 exons. Lineage: Eukaryota; Viridiplantae; Streptophyta; Magnoliopsida; Caryophyllales; Amaranthaceae. The coding region runs from base 1 to 1401 and encodes 466 amino acids.
AUGUUAUUUGGGGAUGCGAGGAGUAGAGCUGCGUACGAGGAAUUUGGUGAUGUUGUUUGUUUUGAUAGCACGUACUUGACAAACAAAUUUAACCUACCCUGUGCUAUAUUUGUUGGGGUCAAUCAUCAUGGGCAGAGUAUUUUAUUUGGAUGUGCAUUGAUAUCUUGGGAGACUGCUGAGACUUAUGAGUGGGUGUUGAGGACAUGGUUGCAUUGCAUGGGGUGCAAAGCUCCUAUCUCGAUCCUUAUAGAUCAAGACACAACAAUUAGAAGAGAUGUCUACUCGACGAUGAGUCAAACGUGCCACAGGUGGUGCAUAUGGCACAUCCUUCAGAAGUUCGGCAGGUACGUAGGUAAGCACGAGGUGUAUGAUGUCGUAAAGGAUAAGUUGGAGAAUAUCUUAUACGGAAGUUUAGAUGAGGAUAAAUUUGAUGCUCGGUGGUUGGAAGCUAUUGAACAUUAUAAGCUGCAAGAUAACGCUUGGCUAGAAGCUUGUUUCUGUUACUAUUUUGUGCUGCUGAUGUCUGUUCGCAGAAAGGGACAUGUGGAUCCCAGGAUAUUUGAAGCACUUGUUCUAGGCAGGGAUGAAAACCACACAACGGUCGGAGAGCUUCAAUCAUUUCUUCAAAGGAUAAGGGCUGAAUCGGAGCAAAUUACGGACUCAAACACGCUCCAUUACGUUAGGCAUUUAUGUACUGACUUCCCUGCUAAAGAGAUGUUCCAGAAGUGCUACACUGAUGCCAAGUUUAAAGAAGUGCAACGUGAGUGUACCAAGUGUUUGUAUGUGCAUUGUUUAGAUCAGCUUGAAAUUGGUGACAAUCUUAUGAAUUUGUUCUUGAGGAUCGCGUGUGGAUUAAGCCAAAACUUCCAAAGAAAGAAUCAGUGUCAAAAAUUAGGAGAUGCUAUAGGUGGUGUUAGCAUUUUUCCGGAGAAAUAUGUUCUUCGUCGUUGGAGGAAGGAUGUUCAAAGGAAGCACACUAGAGUAAAAGUUGCUUACCACGAUCCACUAAAGACUAAUGAAGUGAGGCAGUAUCAGAAGCUGAUGGUCGAUUAUGAACCUAUUUGCUCAAAGGCAUCUACAUGUGCAGAGAGUGUUGAAGCUGUUGUGGAUUUGCUGCAACUGAUGGACCUACGAGUAUAUGAAGUCCUAGCCAUGGUGGAGAAAAGGCGGCAACAUCAAGAUAAGGAUAAGGACAAUGAUGAAGAAGAUGAGGGGGUUGAUGGUGUAGUCCGAACGCCUUCAUCUGAAGGAAUGACUACACCAGCAAUUCCUGUACAAGGCAUCCCAAAUAUAAUAACACCAAUAAGUACUUAUCAGGGGAGUUGCGAUGGAUCUGUCCUUGCAAGGAUUAAAGAUCCACCCUUACCUAAGAAGAAGGCACAUAUAGGACUACCAGUGUAA